This is a messenger RNA of Vigna angularis (adzuki bean), 2768 nucleotides long. RefSeq names its product peptidyl-tRNA hydrolase, mitochondrial-like. The transcript has 5 exons. Lineage: Eukaryota; Viridiplantae; Streptophyta; Magnoliopsida; Fabales; Fabaceae. Bases 2019 to 2300 code for a protein of 93 amino acids. The record is from RefSeq and is a predicted model, not a curated record. Gene Ontology annotation, molecular function: peptidyl-tRNA hydrolase activity.
UGAGGAAUAAAGUGUGAACACAACAAUUAUAUGCUUGUGCUUUGAUGUUUACGUGCCAUCAACAGUGUUAGAAAUGUAAUUGAUUUGUGUUCAUAAUGAAAAAAAAGUUAUAUUAAACACGUGUUUGUUAAUUUUUCUUCUUUUUUUCAUGAAUUUUUUACUUUUACGUUUCCUUAUAUUUGGAAGAGUGAAAAAUGUUAUUGAAUCGUAUAUUUGGACUUAGUUUUCCACAAUGAAUAGAGUCUAUAAUAAUUUCUCUUAAACUUUCAUUUGAUCAUAAUACAUAUACAAUAUAAUUUGACAUUUUUAAAUACCUUAACUACUCCAAUUACUAUAUAGAGACUAUAACAUCUCAGUUUCACGAUUUUUCUACAAACUUUGAUCCUAUGAACCAAUCAUAGAACUAAUCUUUAAGCCCUUCAACUUUGAUUCUGCUAAUCAAUUUUAGAACCAAUAUUUAAUCUGAAGCUUGGACAUGCCUAAUGAUUUUAGUUGCCCUGUUUUCUUUCCCAUGUUAUUUUGAAAUAAUGUGCAAUUUAAUGCUCCUGAAGCUUCUGGUUAAGUUGAAGAGUGACUUGGUUUUGUGAAAUGGAAUUAUUAUGGAAUCAUGAUUUGAGAAAUGUGUAGUGUAAUUAGGUUUCCCCACAAUUGAUGAGAAUGAUCUCUUUAUUUUACUUCUAUUUUUCCAUCAAAGCAUUGGCUUUUAGCAUAAGACUUGUAGGCUGUUACAUGCCCCUGGUUGUUAUAAAAUAAAAUACUUGUUCAUUUUCCUUGCUUGCCUUUAAGCAUGUGUGCUGAUUGACUUUAAGCCAUGCACUGGGAAGUGUUUGUUCACUAAAAUAAUAAAAAUUUUAAUGAUGAAAUUUAAAAAAACAGUGUACUAUCAAUGAUAGCAAGUUUUUAUUUUAGCCUUAAAAAAAUGGUGUUAUUCAGUUGCAGAACUUAACUCAUAGUCCAGUUUUUUCUCUCAAAUAAAGCAAGAUAGUGAAUGGGUGGGAGGGGGAUUUGAUGCCCCCUUUGAACCAAGCUCACAGGAUUGUUGUCUGUGGAUAUCUUCAUAUGAUUAUUGUCACUUUUUUCAUAGGAUUUCACCAUUGUGCUUUGUCAGUAAUUCUUGUCUCAAGGGUGAGGUUUUUAACAACUAUUUGAAUGUUUUUCGUUUUAGCCUCUGCUAACUUUCCUUUACCGCUGCUAACUUUCUGUGAUCGUCUUUUGUCCUCUAAUGCAGUUCUUCAUGAUGUCUUGUCAGAGGUUUAUUUUCAAAAAUGGUUCUAUCUUUAUCUGUUUUUUCCACUUACUCACUUUCAUUUGAAGGUUUGUUUGAUGCAUUUUUUAACCCCUGUUUAUUAAUCUUUUCAUCCGUACAGACUCUCAUCACUUCUCUCCUGUUAGAUUCUUUACAUUCUCUCUUUUGCACUAAACUCCAUCACUGUCUUUGUCUCUCCAUUUUUAAAACUAAGAUUUUUUCAUUUUCAUUUUCAGUUUUUCUUUUUCACUGUCCCUGGUAUAUUGAAACAACAUUUGGCUUCACUUGGUUGUUACAGGUUGGACAUGUUUGCUUUUAAAUAAAUGGACAUUUUUGUGUCUUUGAUUGUAGAAAAGUAUAGAUUGCAAGUGGGGAUAAUUUGGUACUUGGGUCUGUUAUUGGUAUAAACUAAAUGAUACGUUUCUUCCUAGUGUUAUAGUUUCUUAGGUUGAAUUCAUGUCUUUAAUCAGAAUUUUGUUCUUGCUUGCAAAUUGCAUGUAUGCACUUGUGGAAUUUCGUAAUUGUUCGAGAGCUGGUUUGAAGCAUCUCUAAAAUUUUGAAAAACUGUGUUUUUUUAUGUCUGCUUUGGUACUAUACAAUGUAAUGUCAUUUGAUCCAUUUAGCUGAACUUACUGAUUGGAAAAGGCUUGGUUGUUGAGGAUUGUGAUUUUUGUCUAAGACACUUUGAAUUUACGGAUCUCGAAAGCAAGACAGAUCUCUAAGAUUGAGUUGUAGAGGAACUUAGAACUAAGAGAGCAGACAAACAGAGGAAAUGCUUAAUUGGUUGAGCAACCGUUGUUUAUGCACCCUUGUGCCACGCCCAUGGCUUUUUGUGGGGUUGGGCAAUCCUGGUAACAAGUACGCAGGAACUCGCCACAAUGUGGGCUUUGAGAUGAUUGAUGCAUUUGCUGAGUCGCAGGGGAUUCCUAUGAACACUGCCCAUUCCAAAGCCAUUUUCGGAAAAGGUUUUGUUGGUGAAGUUCCUGUCUUCCUUGCAAAGCCUCAGACUUACAUGAAUCUGAGUGGUGAAUCAGCCAAAUAUUCUCUUGAGUAGGAUGAGUGCAGUUUGACCUUGACUUGAGCUGGGUGAGUGUUGUACGAGGUCCACUGUUGGAGUUUGAAACAAAGAUCCAAUUUGAACCCAUGGGAGGUUUCUACUUGAGACAUUGGGUGGUCUUUGAUGGGAAAUCCUAAACAACCAGCUCCCCAUCUCCAUUGUCCUGCGCAACAAUGUCUACCUUUGCUGAUUUUGUUUGUUGGUUCAAAGUAUGAUGAUGGGUUGAUUACCUCUUCCUCGAAGAAAAAAACCUACUUCUCUAGGUUCAAGGAUUCUGAUGAUCUCCCUAUCUUGAUCUCAUUCAACACUUGAGUGCAUUGUACCUUUUCAAGUUCUUAAUGUAAUAACAGAUAGGGUGUUCCUCAUUUGAAUCUCCCCCUGUUUGGGCUGACUACACCAUUCUUGUUCAAGAAUGAACCUCUGUAUUAUGCAAUAUUUUGAUCACUCCCUUGCAUAAUUUCUUGA